Molecule: messenger RNA, 2247 nt
Organism: Penicillium soppii
Lineage: Eukaryota; Fungi; Ascomycota; Eurotiomycetes; Eurotiales; Aspergillaceae
Product: fungal specific transcription factor domain-containing protein
Exons: 2
Coding region: 1-2247 (748 amino acids)
Biological process (GO): DNA-templated transcription
Molecular function (GO): DNA binding; zinc ion binding
Source: RefSeq, a predicted model, not a curated record
AUGCUUACGUGGAUUAGGCGCCUUGGACCAAAAAAAGACACAUUGAGUCGACGCCAAAAUCAUAUCACGCCAGUGACUCCCAAUGGAGAGUGGCCGGGCAGAAAUGGCCCUGCGCACAAUGCAGGCGUGCAUGAUAUAAGCAUGCGUGACCAAAGUGUGUCUGCGCCUUCUCGGGAGGAUAAUGAUGUCUUCCCCGCCGACAAGCAAAGUAUGGAUAAAUCUCUCGAAUGUGGUGAAGCCGAGUCCGCUAUAGGCAUUGCUCGAAGAAUCUGUGGACUUGGGAGCCACCACAUUGAUGAGCAAACUACUUCUGCCAUUCCUGGCUACCAGGCCAGUACUGGGGGUCCUAUUACAAGUUCGCCCACAACUGGUCAACGAGUUCCAAUAUCCGCCAUCCUGGGUCAGCCUUUGCCUCCCGUGGAAAUUGUAUACAGCCUCUUGGAAGAUUAUUUCGAUGCCGUACAUUGGUUUUCUCUUGCAAUUUAUGAGCCUAAGUUUCGGAAGUGCCUCCUUUCUAUUGCGGAUGGCUCUGCAUACCCCUCACAGAGGCCAUUCCUUAUGUUGCUAGCGAUGAUUCUUGCAAUGGCAUCGUGGUAUCGAUCUCAGAGGAGUGGCACUGAUAUGACCGACAGCAGCUAUGACAUGGGAAAAUUAAGUGCAGACUUGGUGAAGCUUGUUGAGUCAAAUCUGGUGGAAUUGAUGGAUACACCUUCAGUCACUGCCGCUCAAACCUGUAUCCUCCUAGGAUCACAUCAUGUCUAUCAUGGCCGCCCGAAUCUCUCCUUUUCUUUAUUGGGGGCGACCAUCAAAAUGUCCCAGUCUUUAGGGAUGCAUCGAGGGCUUUUGCGUGGAGACUUUGAUGAUGUUGAGGAGAGAAAACGAGUCUGGUGGACGAUAUACACAUGGGACAGGUUUGCGUCAAUAACUUAUGGCCGACCGCUAAGUAUCAAUGACAAAGAUUGCAAUCAUAAUAUGCCAGCAGACGUUUUUGAAAAUCCGAAAUUUGUUGAUCCAUCUUCCGGACAGGCUAAUCCCAUAUGCUAUUCAACCUACCAGCGGGAAUUGAACCAACUCUACCUGAUUGCAUCGCCUGCUCUCAAAACUGUUUUCGGUUCACGCAUGCUCAGAACCGAGAAACUGGAUGGAGAUACAUACUUUUCAUUGGUCGGUCACGUCACGCAAGCUCUACAGAGAUGGAGAUCCUGCCUGCCGGUUCACUUGGCAUUGAAUCUCAAUCGAGACUUUGAUCCCAAUGGAGGACCGAGCUCUAGAGCAUAUGCCUUGCAGUCUCUGUCGCUGCAACUGACAUAUGACAAUGUUCUUAUUGUAUUGCAUCGACCCUUAUUAGCGCGACAGGUCGAUCACCUCUAUACUGCGGAUCAACGAACGCCCAAGGAAGGCGAUAUAGAUACCUUGAUGUAUCAUUCGACUACAGGCCCCUCCGUCGCCCAGCCGAGCUUACCUUCGGAACCUACAUUACCCAGCACUCAAACCACGAGCCCAGAUUUAUGGAUGAAAGCGGCAACUAGAACAUCAAGGGUGACAGAAUUACCUACUCUUGCUCAGCUCGCAACCGACAGCCAUCUCGUUGCAUUUCUUGCCAUCAACUUAUUCAACGCUGCAAUUGUGUUGGCUGUGAUGGCUCUUUCUGAACCUCUUUCAGAUACUGCACAGGAAGUGAAACGAACCAUUACUCGUAUCCUUCGCUUGCAAGAUCUGCUUGGGAGACGGUCUGCACUAUCAAAACAAAGCACAGCUGUGUUGAAAAAUGUCGUUAUAAUGCUCCUCCGUCGUGAAUCGGCUACCAUGCUUGCUCCAAUCACAGGAACAAGUCAACUCCCUAUGCAACCUAUGACAAACCCAUCCUCGAUCUCCGUUGAGGACACGCUUCGAAUGCCGCUCGAUGCAGCGCUGGACUCACGUAAACCUCUUGCGGGAGACCAAAGAUUGCCGGAUCUCAGCAGGGCUGAUCGCCUGAACAAUAGCUUGACAUCUGUCCAAUAUGUAUGGUAUCUAGCUUUGGGCCCAGGGGAACUUUCAGCCACUAUUACUACUGGUGCAGAUGAUUUUCCACACCUUGAGUUGGCUGAAUCAAACACGCAGUCCCAUGGCUCAUGGCAACUGCCCCCGGAUGAUUGGAGCAUGCCCGGGGUCUCUCGGGGCAUCGUUGAAAACACCUACCUGGAUAGCACUGAAGGGGGGCUAUAUUGGUUAUGGGAUAUGACGUGGAAUGGAGUUGAAAGAUAA